AUAAUUUAGAAAAAAUGAUGAAACUCUUAUUAUUGAUGAUAUCAAUCAUGAGUAGUUAUUGCUUUAAUCCCAAUGACUAUGUAACAAUACCCUUCCUAAAAUUCCCAGAUUCUUUAAGUUAUAACGUUUUAGAGAUAAAUUCAAUUUUUGAAUAUUUGAUAGCAUGUGUGUACAUAGGGUUGUUCUAUUAUUCCAUGUACUUUUGUAUUAGUCAAAUUUUGGUUUGGAGUCAUCCAGCUCCAAAGACUCCUGAAAGAAUCGAAUAAACAAGGGAAGAAAUGAGGAGGGGAAUCAAAGCUCUGUUCUACGUAAUUUUAUUAACAACAGGAAUAAUAUGGAAGAUACAGCCUUUGAAUCCUUAUUAUGGGUAUUAUGAGACACAUGAAUUCGGAUUGAAAGAAUUCUUUGUUUCCUUAAUCAUAUACAUGGUGACAUUUGAUGUGUGGUUUUAUACUUCACAUAUAAUUGGACACAUGCCCUUUUUUUGGAAACAUUUUCAUGGAGAACAUCAUGAAUUUGUUGAACCUGGAGCUUAUGCUUAAGAUGCUGUACAUCCAGUAGAAGCAUUGAUUUAAGGGCCUAUCGGACAUUUCCUACCAACAUUUAUCUAUCCAUUCCAUCCAGUGUGUCAUCACGUCUUUGGGCUAUUAACAUCAGUAUAUGCUUAACUUGCACACGAUGGAAGAUGGGACCCAGCUGGACAUACCUUACAUCAUUAUUACUAUUCAUGCAAUUUCAGCAUUUGGGGAUUAAGCGAUUUUAUAUUUGGAACCGGAUACAACUAAGAAAAGUAUCCAAUUCCUUACAUCCCAACUUGGCUUAGAAGCAAAGUCAAUAGUAAGAAUCAGGAUAAAAAAAUAAUGUGA
Molecule: messenger RNA, 866 nt
Organism: Paramecium tetraurelia
Lineage: Eukaryota; Ciliophora; Oligohymenophorea; Peniculida; Parameciidae
Exons: 3
Biological process (GO): lipid biosynthetic process
Molecular function (GO): iron ion binding; oxidoreductase activity
Source: RefSeq, a predicted model, not a curated record